Leishmania mexicana MHOM/GT/2001/U1103 is the source of this 1251-nucleotide messenger RNA. RefSeq lists its product as hypothetical. The record is from RefSeq and is a predicted model, not a curated record. The transcript has a single exon. The coding region runs from base 1 to 1251 and encodes 416 amino acids. NCBI's taxonomy places the organism in Eukaryota, Euglenozoa, Kinetoplastea, Trypanosomatida, Trypanosomatidae.
AUGGUGUCGUGCCGCUGGCAAUCCACCGGUGACGGGUACGGGUACAUGACAGACGACUCCUCCGGGCUCCAGUCGGAACUUUCGCACGCGCUGGAGGGAGAGGGCAACCUGUCCAUGGAUGCGAUGCUCUCUCAGUCUCUCGUAAAGGCGGACCUGCAGACGCCGAGUGCGCGCAUUCAGCUGAGGAAGAUCGAGCGGCCUCCGGGCCGAUUCGAUCUUCUAACCAAUUCGCUGGUGUACAGCUGGCAGACAACAGCAGCGCAGGCGCGCAAGGUCACCGGGCCGAUGCGGGAGUGGGCCUCGGAGCUCAAGUACCGCACCGGCGUCCACCUAGAGGUCGAGCCCACCAACCCGACGCGGCUCGGCGUGCCGGAGGAGGAGGGCGGCUACGCGGCAGCGGACGAUGUGGAGCUGACGGUGUACCUCUUCGGCAGCGAGCGUGGCAUCUUCAACUGCCGGCAGCUCAUGGAGACGGCGCUCGAUCAGAACCCUGGCUAUGUGCGGUUGGCCGUGUUCCGGCGGAAGCCGGGUAAUGGUGUCAGCGCCGUCACUGCCGCGGCGCCGAGUCCACAGGACGACGUGGAGUGGUUGCUGCUGCGCCGCAUCAAUCGAGACCUGCGCCCGCCAGAUAUCCCGCCCAUCUCACUAAAGACACCUGGAAAGUGGACACUGUUGUACGAGCAUUACAAGGAGGCGGCGAUUCGCACGUUGUGGGAAGAGACGGGCAUCACGGUUGAGGCCGGGAACGUGUACCCUACUGCGGUGCUGUGCCAGGACAACCCGAUCUACUACUGGCGUGUGCCGGUACACUACUUUCUGGCUGAGGUGCCCUACGACGUGCAGGUGCUUGGCCCACAAGUGGGUCUGAACACGUACAUGCACCACUGGGACUCGUCGCUGCUGCGCCAGUCACCAGACCCCAUCGAUCGCGCGUGGGCUCAGCUGGCAGACCCGGAGACCGGCUGCGCGUGGAUGAAACAGCCGAUGAUCGAUGAGCUGCAGCGUCCACUGCGAGGGGAGAACUACAUGGCAACCCGCUACACCCCGCCGCCGUACUCACAGCUGAACCAUGUGCUGGGGUUUUCGGUGCCAGAAGAGGCGGCGGGUGAGGCAAGUGCGGCGGACUCGGCUCCGUCUGCUGCCACAACCGCUGAAGGAGAGAAGGCGCAAGGCGAUGUGACAGGCGAUAAUGCUGCCGCUCCCUCUGCUGAUGCCGAUGCAUCCUCGUCGAAUGACAAGCCAAGCUCUUAG